This is a messenger RNA of Zeugodacus cucurbitae (melon fly), 6658 nucleotides long. It is a transcript of the gene fru, whose product is annotated as sex determination protein fruitless. Bases 1527 to 4397 code for a protein of 956 amino acids. Gene Ontology annotation, molecular function: protein binding. The record is from RefSeq and is a predicted model, not a curated record. Gene Ontology annotation, biological process: regulation of transcription by RNA polymerase II. NCBI's taxonomy places the organism in Eukaryota, Metazoa, Arthropoda, Insecta, Diptera, Tephritidae. The transcript has 8 exons. Gene Ontology annotation, cellular component: nucleus.
CUGGCAGCGCGGCGCUGUUGUCGCGCGCGUUACUCGUGUCCUAAUUUUCGCAUUACUAAAGUGCCAUUUUUACACUACGCCGCUGAGUUGCAGAUAAUGUUUGUCGAGCGCUAGCUACGCGCUGCUAGCUUCACUGCUGGCAACGGCUGUCGCUGCUACUCUUUGCAAAUUUUUCGUUUGUUUCGGCGUAAUUCAGUUUGGUUCGGUUCGGUUUUCAUACAUACACGCGCGCGCGCGCCUACUGUCUUCAGUGACAGUGUGCGCUCACCGCUAUUGGCGCGCUCUCCCCACUCCAAAGCUUACCACUUCCCCUCACCGUCGGCUGCGCGUUGUGCAGCGCUCUAAUGGCAUUUGCCAUUUUCAACUAUUUUUGUAAAUUUGCUGCUGUCGCCGCCGUCGCCGCUCGCAUCGCAUACUUUUUUGCGCAUUUUACGUUGCGCGUUGUUGUUGCUGUUGCUAUUGCUUUUGCUAAUUGUGGAGCGUCGCGCUGCCGCAUGUGUUUAUUUAAUAAUUCGCAUAUUGGCGAAUGUUAUUGUUGUUGUCAUUAUUGUAUUUGUAGUUUGGCAGCGACGUUUCAUGCUCAUAAUGAAGAAUUUUUUAGUUGUCUGCGCCGUCCGCUCAGCGUUGCGUUCAGCGUUGCGUUGUGCUGUGUUCUUUUCUAAACGGUGCGCGGUGUAAUUCUAAUUCGAUUGAGUAAUAGCUCAACUCGCAUCGCAUCAUCGCACGUUUUCGCGUACUAAGUUUGAUUUGUACACGCAAAAAAAUACUCUUACUAAUAGAUAGAAGAAUUGAUUGCCUAUUCAUGCGUGUCUGCAACACUGGAAGCCGUCGGUUGCUCUAAAUUUACACACCCGUAUUGGCUUUUGGGUAAUUGUUCAGUUCAAACAAUAGUGCCUUAAAUUUUACUUAUAAUUAGUAAUAAAAUAAAAUUCACAACCAAAAAACCAAUUAACCUGAACUAGCUGAAUACGGAAAAUCAACCAAAAAUGCGUUACAAAUGAUAAACAACAACAACAAAGAACAAAACCACAAUAACCUAUGUACAUAUUAUAUAAUAUACAAUAAAAAUGUAUUGGCCCGAGCAUAAUAGUAAAUUUGCUGUGAAGUUGCAGUAGAAGUGUUCUUCAAGAUUGCUCGUGUAAUAUAAGAAAAUAAGAAACAAACACACUCAAACACACAUACACAAACAAAACAAAGAAACAAAAUUUCCCAAUUAUUAUUUUGCAAAUAAAAUUUGAAAUCGUAAAAUCAGAAAACAUAACACAAAUCUGAGCAUAAAAGUAACCAAGAAUUCCACAAAAUAUUUCAAUUGGCUCACCAACACACCCACACAUUGGAUUACUUUUAAUUGGAUUACAUUGGAUUUGUAUAUAAAUAAAUUUAUUAAAAACAAGUUGAAAGAGAAAACCUACACGCUGGCUUACAAUAACGACGAGUGUGCAGUGCAAGAAACCCUCUCACAACUGGAUUACUACGCCUAUUGGUUGACACACUGUUUGGGAAGAUAUCACACUGACCAAGGAGCUAUGGACCAGCAAUUCUGUCUACGCUGGAACAAUCAUCCGACGAACUUAACUGGCGUGCUAACCUCGUUGCUGCAGAGGGAGGCACUAUGUGAUGUGACGCUGGCAUGUGACGGUGAGACAGUCAAGGCGCAUCAAACCAUACUAUCAGCAUGCAGCCCAUAUUUCGAGACAAUUUUCCUGCAAAACCGCCAUCCACAUCCUAUCAUCUAUUUAAAAGAUGUCAGAUACUCAGAAAUGCGCUCCCUGCUCGACUUCAUGUACAAAGGCGAAGUCAAUGUCGGUCAGAGUUCGCUGCCGAUGUUCCUCAAAACAGCCGAGAGUCUACAGGUUCGUGGUCUAACGGACAACAACAACCUCAACUAUCGCACGGAACACCGCGAUUCGCCCAUAUCCUCGCCCACCGGUCGUACACCGUAUAGUAGCGGUGGACUCGGAGGUGGCGGCAGCGGCGGUAGCGAAUGUGAACCACGCGAACGCGAACAACAGUUACGUGGCCGCGCCACCGAACGCGAUAUGCGCGACGAAAUGCAUUCACAUCGCAGCAGCAGCAGUUUGAGCGAACGCAAUGCUGCCGCCGCUGCCGCGGCUGCUGCAGCAGCAGCUGCCACUGCCAAUGUGGGCAGUGUGAGUGCCAGUUUACAGUCCGCUGCAGCAGCUCUGGGUUUGGGAGAACGUUCACCCAUCACAGCGGCCGCAAUGGCUGCUGCGGUGGCGGCUGCAGCUACACGCAGUGCCAGCGCCGAUCCGAAUACAGCCUGUUCUGGCGGCAGUGUCAGCGGUGGUGGUGGCAUAUUGAAUAGUCGCAACAGUGAUGCGAAUAGUGAGCGCAGUGUUAGUGGUGGCGGUGGUGCUGGCAAUGGGGGCAGUAGUGGUGAUCGCAGCAGCAGCAUUGGUCGCGAACGCGCCGAUAGUCGUGAUGAACUCAUGCAGCUAGACUAUAGUAACAAGGAUAACAGAGAUCGUGAUAGAGAGAUGUCCACCACGCCGGUGGAGCAUCUAGGUAGUAAUAAGCGAAGACGUAAGAACUCAUCCAACUGUGAUAAUUCGUUGACCUCGACGCAUAACGCAAAUGUACAGGACAGGCACUACACUCAGGAUUCUCAGGCAUCCUCACGCAGCAAUUUCAAAUCGAGUCCCGUGCCAAAAACUGGCAGCACAUCCGAAUCGGAGGAUGCCAUCAUCACAGGUGUGGGCGAACGGCGCGAUUCACCGCUAUCCGUCAGUCAAUUGAGUAUCAGUGGUGGCGGUCUAGGUGGCGUGGGUAGCGGUAGUGUUAGUGCGAUUCCCAGUAGUAUUGGUCUCAGUCAUGCGCUUAGUAUUAAACAAGAAUUAAUUGAAGCACAACAACAACAGCUGCAACAACAACGUGAGACUCAUGUACCUUUGCCAACCGAAUACUUGCCGCCCGGUGCUCUGAAGCUGCACACCGAUGAAAUGUCUCAAUUAUUAUCCUCACAUGGCCUACAGCAAGAGAGUCGAGAGGAUCAGAAUGAUGGUAAACAGCUGCCAUUGGAUCAGUCGGAUAACAUUGAUGGUGAUGAUGGUGUUGGUGGCAAUGACAUGCGCGAUGAUGAACAUUCAAAUCACGCCAACAUUAGAACACACGAUGGCGUUGGCAAUAUGAAUGAUGAUGAUGAUGAGGAUGAUGAUAAUGACAAUGUGGCUGGCGUUGAUGAAGACGCCGCUGAGGCUGACAUGCAAAGCCACAUUGCCUAUCACCAUAAUGGACGGCGUGUUAUACGUGCAACAGAUGGCAUGCAGACGCCGCAAAGCAACGUUGACCAUAUUGAGGUUGUCGACGAGAGUCAGACGCAUGAUUUGUGCGGCGAUGAGGAUUACGAUUACGACAAUGAUUGCCACAGCGAUUGUGAUCACAAGAUCUUGGACACCAACUACAAUUGCCAUUAUAAGCGUUGCCGGCAAGAGGCGGCUAUGCGCAGUCAACAGGCGCAGCAACAGCAACAACAACUGUACGAGCAACAAAAGCAUUUGCAGGCGCAACAUUAUCAUCAGCAACAUGUUGCCGAGAUGAUGUUGCACGCACGCAAUGGUCCGCUGAAUGAUGUUAUAGCGCUGACCACAACACCGCAGCCAGCUUUGCCAACACAUCGUCACAUGCAUCCACAAACCGUUAUUAAUCUCGGCCGAUGUAGUAAUGCUUUAGAUGCGCUCUGCUCUGCCGAGGUUGCUGCCGCAGCAGCAGUGGCAGCGCUCUCGCCCGCCUCCUCGAAUGCGUCGGCAACAUCGGCAACACUACAAAAACAGCAACAACAACAACAGCAACAAUUGGCAUAUGCACAGCACCAACACGCUGCUGCAGCCAGCUACCAGCAACAACAACAACAGCACCACCAACAUCAUCAGCAGCAACAACAACACGCAUUGGCAACUGCUGCCAACUUGGUACAGCAUCGCCAUAAUCACCAUCACCAGCAGCAACAACAACAACACUUGCCAAACAUCCACCCACAAGCGAGCCAUGCUAACACCAACAACGAUAACAACACCACACAAUUGCAACUAAUUGCCACAAACUCCAACCCAUCCACCGUUACCAACAACGCAAAUGCGGCCGCCGCCGCCGCCGCCGCUGCCGCUGCAGCAGCCGCAGCCAACCGUCGCGACCACAAUAUCGACUACUCCACGCUAUUCGUGCAAUUGUCCGGCACGCUGCCCACCCUGUAUCGCUGCGUCAGCUGCAACAAGAUCGUGUCGAAUCGUUGGCAUCACGCCAACAUUCAUCGGCCUCAGAGUCAUGAGUGUCCGGUCUGCGGGCAAAAGUUCACGCGUCGAGACAAUAUGAAAGCCCACUGUAAAAUAAAACACGCCGACAUUAAAGAUCGUUUCUUCAGUCAUUAUGUACAUAUGUGAUCAAUUCUCUAUGUGGUCAAAUAAGCAGUUAAACUAUUUAUUAAAUCCGAUUAAUGGCACACGAACACAAAGCAAAACAAUACAAUAGAUAAACACACCCAGAAGGACACACAAAGGACACUUAGGCAACAGAAAUUUGCUCACACAUUUCACUUUACUUUCACCACAUCCAAAACUGUUGAGUGAAUACCUCUCAAUAUACUCAUAAAUACAACAAUGGCCGUUAUUAGGGCUGGCGACUUAUGAAAAGUCAAUCAAGCAUACCUUUAGCUUUAGCUAUAUUCUACGGAAUUGAAUUUACAAAAAUUAUAUAUUACAUGAAGCUAUAUGUUUCAAAAGUUAUUCUUUUGCAUAUUGAUUGGUUGGUCUUCAAAUUUAAAGUCUUCUUCUAAGCACAAAGUCACCAAUAUAUAAAUUAAAAAUUAUAUGCCUGAGUUUGGGGAUAUUUUUAGAAAAUUAUUUUUUCAAUAUUUUUGCCUUUAAACUUUCCCUUGAAUAAACAUUUAUUGUUCAAAUGCCACUCACUGCAUUCUUUUCGGAGCAUGUUUUAUACUUUCUGCUCUUGAGUUUAGAAAAACGGAAAAUACUUUUAAAAAAAUACGUUGUCUUUUCUUGUCGACUGUUGUAAGUCAUAUACUUACCACUAUGUGAGUCGUUUACUCCAAAAUUCCGAUAAGUUUCUUCCAUCAACUUGCACUCUGAAGUAGACAAUGCCGAAAUUAUUUCUAGCAAGGAAAAUCUGUAAAGGACAUCAUUAAAGACAAGUGAAGUGUAUUGAACUUCCUCAAAUUAAUUUCAUAAAAUAUUCAGACACUGAGUAAAUCGUCAAAAUUUUACUUGUUUUCGGUUGCCUGCCUUAAUAAGCACUUGAAAGUUGUGUUCACACUAACACAAGCUAUACACAAACUAAAUACUGUAGUACAUUUCAAUAUUUUAUUAGCAAACAAAUAAGAUAUAUUUAAAAUUUCCUCAUAACUAUACAGAAUGUAUGUAUAUGUAGUUGUAAAUCUCUAAAAAAAACAAACAGCAAGAAACCAAAGAAAUCACCAAAAGAAAACCCAACAAAUAUUAUAUGUAUCAUAAAUCUAUGAUGACUUUUCGUGUAAUCUGAAAGUAAUUAGAAGCAAGUCAGUAUAACUAGUAUUAAAAUUUCAACGACAAAACGAUUGUAACAAAACAAAGUACGAGUAUUAACCCACCCGAGCAAAUUGUGGAUUCUUUAGUAGACUGUAGUAUUGCAUAUUUACCAUUAGUAUUUAUUUUUACUGAACGAAAAGUUGACACCGGAUUACAUCGAACAUUUCUAAAAUAUAUACAUAUAUAUAUAUUUUUUUUCUUAUUUUAGCUAUUAAAUAUUUUAAAUUUCAUGUAGACACCAAUAAACAACAAGAAAUAUUUAAAUCACGCGUGCGACUCACGUGUUGUCAUAUUUUGCGAUAAAUAUGUACCGUUAAGAAACUUUGUAGUAUUUUUUACCAUUUCGAAACCUUUGAAAACCAUUUGAAACAAACACAACAAGUAUUAUGUAAUUUAGUAAUUCCAAAACGAAAACAAACGCGAAGGCGAUAAGUUAACACUUCUAGUAGUGAGUCAAGAUUAACACUUAAAGUCCUGCCAUAUUUAGUUUUUUAGUAAGUUAAUUUCAAAUUGACUAUUUAGUUGAAUUUGUUAAUAAAUUAAAUGUUUUCUGCGCAGAAAUGAAGAACAUAACGGUUUUCUUUUCGUCGAAAAUAUGUUUGUAAAUAUAAGAAAGUGUUGCCACAAAAUUGUCAAAUAAAAAAUAUUUGAUGGGAUUAAUUAAUAAUAAUAAUUAAUUAAUAUGAUAGUUUAGUUGGAAACCCUGCUUCCUUAGAAGAAGAUAUGAAUCUGAACUGCGUUAGCGUUAACUCGAUUUCGAAUUUAUAAAAAUAUUUAACUAAAGACCCUAAAUUUUCUUAAUUAGUCACAAAACGCUUCUUGGAAUAUGAACUCCAUUGUCUACAUACUUUUUGUUGGCAGUGUUUAGUAAUGGCAAAUUUCUUGACUAGUUAGCAGUAUUAAACGAUAGCAUAUUUGAAAUUUAAUAUAUUGAAAUUGAAAUUCAGUCCUAGUAAUUGAGUCAAUCAGCAAUAUAUGUAUAUACCUAUUAGAUGUUUCAGACAGCUUCCUAAUUUACUAAUUGAGCUAUUUACGUGUUAUAGCCUUUUUACAGAGGAGCUAAUUAUUCAAUUAACUGGCCUCUGCUCGAUUAAAACGCUUAUUAAGAUCGAUUUAUCAUACAA